AUGGCCAUGUCAACAGGGCACCUGCUGCCACCGCAGCUGGGGGUGCCCCCCGGCGCCCGGCGUCCGGACUCGCCCCGCGGCUUCCGGUACCCGGACUCGCCCCGAGGCUUCCGGUAUCCGGACUCGCCCCGUGGCGCCCAGCGUCUCGACUCGCCCCCUCGGGGCUCGCCGGCAGCCCGCCUCAGUGAACCCGACCUCCGGGCCAAGGCUGACGUGGCCCUGCCCUCGCUGAGCAGGCGCGUGGAGGCCCCCAAGAAGAUGAUCGAUCCCCCGGCAGCCGUGGAGCUGAGACCGCCCAGCCGCGAGCUGGGGGUGGCAGGGACGGCGGAUGUGCUGCGGCGCUUGCGCCGCGACCACGGCCUCUUUGCGGAGCUGAGCCUGGGUGAGUUGGAGGAUUUGGCGGAGCUGAUCUCACCUCUGGGCUUCCGGCGUGGCGAAGUCCUCUUCCUUCGAGGCGAGCCCGCCUCAUGGCUGGGCUUGCUGCUGGCCGGGAAGGCCUCGGCUACCAUUCCUCAGGGUGGCCAGGGCGGUGGCGAGAUACGCCUGGGGGACCACCACCCUGGCGAGAUCGUCGGCGGCGCCCGCGGGGCACUCUGGGAAAAGAGCCAUGCCCGUCCCUACACCCUCAGGGCCUUGGAGGACGGCUGCAUCGCAGUCCUGAGCUUUGAUCAAUUGGAAGCCGUGCGCCGCGCGCGGCCCGCUUUCCACCACUCGCUGCUGCGAGUGCUGCUAAUGCAGCUUGCCGACUCAUGCGGCUGUUUCUUCAGGGGUUGCCCCGUCUCGAAUCGAUUGAAGUGGAACCUGGCAAGCUUCACCGAACGGCGGGUUCUGGAUUUUCUUGUGCGCUUAAGAGAUGAAGGCAGGCUUCUGCCAUGCGCGGACUACCAUUCCCUACUGGCCUUGGCUUGCCGACUCCGUGUGACCCAGUGGCAGCCGCGAGUCAGCGUGCUGACUCGCGGCGAGCCGCUGGCAGGAGCACUGAUCGUCUUAGACGGCAAGUUCACUGGCUUCCGGGAUGCCGGGGGAUCACCGUCCCUGUGGUUUGAUCCUGGGGAUUGCGUCGGCCUCGAGUUCCUCCUUGGAGGCGUGCAGCCCUGCCCGAUGGACAUCUUCGCUGCCCGGCCUACUCUGGCUGCCUUGCUCCUUCCUUCAGAUAUGGAGGACCUCCGAAGGGAGUAUCCGUCCUUGGCCACGGAGAUUCUUCAGGGCUUAUUUAGCAAGCUCUUCUCGGAACUGGCCGCGCCCCACCCCGAGCCUCUGCUUCUGCUGGCGGAAGCCGGCGAGAAAGUGCAGUUCCAGCCCAGUAGUUCGCCGAUCUUUCCGGCGCCCCUGCGAUUUCCGGGGAACCUCUCGCCCGAAGAUGUGCAGACGGCCGUGAAGCUGGCAGAAGCCACGGCCCCCACACCGCGCUGGGUCAAUUCUUCGCGCACCACCAAGGUCCUCGAAGGCCAGGCAGCACGGGAAGAUGCUGCAAUCAGGCGCUUCAUCGCGGACCCCCAUGGCCUGACAGCAUCGUGGGCAGAGCAGGAGUCCACGAAGGCGGAGUGGCUACUGGGCUCCUUCCUGACGCAGAAGCUGAUGGAAAGCCAGGGUGGCGCAGAGGGAAGAGCGAAGGCUCGAGAGGCCACGGUGGAGGCGGUCUUGGCCGCGAGCCGCCCGCCCGGCUCCCCCACCUCGCCAGUGGGGCGCCCAGACCAUCACCUUAAAACGCCAGGUGUCACAGCAGAGCGCUGCAGUGACUCAAUCAGUGUCAAGAUGCAGCAUGUCUGUGAUUGA
This is a messenger RNA of Symbiodinium natans, 1776 nucleotides long. The record is from the annotation of a GenBank genome assembly. NCBI's taxonomy places the organism in Eukaryota, Dinophyceae, Suessiales, Symbiodiniaceae.